CAGCAGACAGAAGAUCCGUGAUGAGCAGGCUCGGGGCAGCGCAAAAGCCUAAAUUAAAGGCAGGGUCCAUGUCCGCUAAUGUCACCGUCGUGGCCUCCACUGUUCUGAGCACUUAGAGCUCCCUGCACGGACGCGUGAGCUACAAGAGUGUCUUUGCUGAACAAACCUGCUCAGGAACCCGCCCGGAAAUGCUCUGAAUACCGGCUGCUAUCUGAAAUGCUGCCCUGUGAACCGUCGCCUCCACCGCACAACCAUCGCGCACUCCGCUCAGUCAGCACUCGUGAAGCUCAACAGAUCUGAUCAACCGCUCUUCUUACACCCAUCUCUCCGAAUCAGACGCCGUCAGCUUCCAGCCGUAUCUCAACAUGGCUUCUGGCGUCCCGACCGGCCGAGAUACGAGCGGCAAUCCUGCUAUCACAAAGCCUACCCGGAAGCGAGGGAAAUAUGUCGCAGCUGCAUGCACCGAAUGCAAGCGAAGAAAAGUCAAGUGUAAUGGCGAUGCAAUCUGCGCGCGCUGUACAAAGAUGAACCUCGUCUGCACCUAUAAACCUGAUGGCCACACAGCUCAGCAAAGCAGAGGCUCAAUAAGGCAAUCAAAACACCAUUCUCACUCGCCUCUCCCACCUACCAACAACACAGCCCCGCCAGCAGGACAGUCGCAACUUCUUCCUGGCGUCGCCCGGAUCAUGUCUCAACCGUCGCAACCCAACGAAUCAAUCUCCUGCGAUCUCCGCCCUCCGCUCGAAUCAGUCCAGUCUGGUUCCGUGCCUCCGCUCUCCUCGAUCCCAAUCCAAUCUCUAACUCACGCCAACCAUGUCGAGUUCCCACAAUCCACAGCACCGCUACCCCACCCCCAACUAUCGACCGGUCCUACAUCCCACCCGCCGAAUCCUCCGAAUUCAUCCUACUUUCCCGGUCCGUUCACCACAAAACAGCUACCCUUUCCUGUCGUCGAUCCUCGCUCGUCCGUGAGCUCUCCAUCUGAGUCGUCUGCUGCAACCCACGGCUACGGAUCUCUUUCGAUGCUUUCGAUGGAGUCUGGAAUCGAACCCGGGUCCCGCUACAGUUCUCCCGGCAGACGCUCACGUGCACUACCAAAACCGGCUCGAUCUUGGGAACAAGAAAACCAAAAGGCAUUCACCGGACCGAUGUCGGCUGCUACACCUUUCCAGCAGGCCUCGGAUCUUCUCGACAAGCGCAGAGCAUCUGUGGAGGGAAAAUCAGAGGAAGACGAAGAGUGGGACGACGGGCUUUCAGACUAUGACCAUGAAGAUCAGAGCUCGUCCAAGUCUGACGACGGAUCGAAACCCAGGAAUAAGCACAAACGAAAUUGCCGAUUUUUGUAUAACGAGCACGAGACUGUGAAAAACCUCAUCCAAGUUUAUGAAUCCGAAAUCAACAGCAUGUCUCCGAUUUUUGAAGUCAACGAGCUCGACACAAAAUACGAGCAGUUCAGACAGUACUUCUUUGAGCACCAUGAAGAGUUUCCGGACGACCGGGACGUAUCUGUCAUCAAGCUUGUGGUCGCGACGGCCACCGGAGUUACCGAGAAAAACAUCAAGGAAGGACGCAGACUAUAUCAAGAGGUUCUAUCAAUGACAGAGUGGCGUAUUGUCGCCGGCACAGCUGACGUCUACACUCUGAUCUCUUUAUGGCUUAUCCACAACUACCAAUUCCAUUCAGGCCUCGAGUCCCUGGCCUAUCGAACUAUCUGCUUCUCGGCGGUUUUGGCGGUUGAGUUGGGACUCCACCAGUCGAGUAAGAUGAAGCAGAUCUUCCCAGAUCCUCGACAACGCGAGAGAUGCUGCGCUCUGUUUUGGUGUAUCUAUGUCGUUGAGCGUCGUCUGUCGUUUAGUACCGGCCGUCCACAUGUAUUGCACGAGGACGAUAUCGACCAGAAACUACCCAUGGCGUUUGAGAACGAGCCGGGUAUAUCAGACGACAAGUUGGUGCGAUCAUUGUACUUAAACGCGAUGGUUGCCUACACUCAAGUCGCAGGACGCGUCUGGCGCGCUUCUUCCUCAUUCAAGCCUCCCGAGCGUUGCGACAUCAACACUGAAGAAAUCGACUACAUCGAGUUCCUAAUCUCGAAAUGGUACAAUGGCCUGCCUCGUCAGCUGCGCUUGUCUCGUCCGUCAGAUCCUGCUUACCUGCCACCACCUAUGCUGUCAAGGAAGCUACAAACCAUUCUGUACCUGCGAUCCAACCUGAUGUUUCUGCACCUCUACCGUCCUGUCCUGUUUUCAAAUCGCACGAUUGCCAAACACAUGCAGUACGCUUUCCGGGCUGUCGAAAUCGCGCUGGACUCGAUCCGAGAGCUGUAUCGACUGCAUUUCGAGUCUGAUCUCUACUCAAAGUGCCAGAUCCAUUACAAUUACUUUUUGUUGACCGCCUUGGGUGUAUUGUUCACCGCAAUCAUCCAUGCGCCAAACGUCUUUGCCGCCCAUUGCAAGCGGGAGUUCAACAUGGCCCUCGAUCUCAUCAAGCUCUUUUCUAAAGUCUCUAGUGUCGGCAAAAGACUUUGGGCUACGGUGAAAAAGCUGCGCUCGGUCUCGGCGGCGAUUGCAAAGACCCCGGCAGUACCUCUCGAGAACCACAGUGCUGUUUCCGUGGCGCAGGAUCCGACUCAGAGACGACCUGAAUAUCACGGCGAUCGAAAUAUCACAUCUCAACCGGUCAACAAUGAACCAGUGCCGAACAUUGCGGUUCCUCAACACAUUCAUCCUUCUCCAGCCCAACCGGUCGACAGUCCCCAUCGAUCUGUGAGUGUCUCGGCGACGUCCACCCCCGUCAACUACAACGUGAACCCGAUCGGCAACGGCGAUGAUUACAUGCACCCCAGAAACGAAAACCGUGCCUCUGUCGAGAACUCAUCCAACUCGUCGAUCGACGGCCAAAAUCUUUCCUCAGAGGUGUCGGACUUGUUCUUCAUGGUCACCGGCAACAUCCAAGGAAAUGGCUACACUCCCGUCCCUCCUGCUCCAAUGCAACAAUACAAUUCAGCGCCCACGUCGCAAACUUACUCCGUUCCUGUACCCGCCCCGGUUGUAUCUCAAUCACUCAACACUUCUCACGGACCUUUACCACCUCAAUACUCACCCACGCAACUCCAGCCUGGUCUGCAAUAUCCAUUCACCGACUCGAACGCUGCUUUUACUCCGCUGGGCAUGGAAGCCGCGUACGUCGCUCAAAUGCUGGCGCAGGGUUCACGAACUGAUAGCCAUGACGAUGAAGUUUUCAAGUUGAUUGAUAAUUUGUUUUAGGUAGGAUGCUAUCUACCAAUCAAAAAGACUCUUUUUUGGACAUUUUGGUCAUAAAAUAUGACUACACGUGGCCGUGGAGUUUUGCAGUGAUGUGAUUCGGUUUGUUUUUGGUGCUAUUUAUAAUGUAAUAUAGGGGUAUCUCCGGUUAGUUGGAGUGUACUAUUAAUUGUACAGAUAGUUUGUCGUGAUCGUGGCAGGGCGGUCUUAUGUGAUGUCAUUGGUAUCGUUAAUGCACCUGGUAUCAAGAUAUGAAAGCGCACGAUCGAAUGUAUGAAUCUCUCAGUAGCUCCUCGUUCUAAAAAAUCAGGCUCUGCACGGUUAACCUUGAA
Molecule: messenger RNA, 3592 nt
Organism: Myxozyma melibiosi
Lineage: Eukaryota; Fungi; Ascomycota; Lipomycetes; Lipomycetales; Lipomycetaceae
Exons: 4
Coding region: 366-3263 (965 amino acids)
Biological process (GO): positive regulation of transcription from RNA polymerase II promoter by galactose; DNA-templated transcription
Cellular component (GO): nucleus
Molecular function (GO): RNA polymerase II cis-regulatory region sequence-specific DNA binding; zinc ion binding; DNA-binding transcription factor activity, RNA polymerase II-specific
Source: RefSeq, a predicted model, not a curated record